Cimex lectularius (bed bug) is the source of this 811-nucleotide messenger RNA. Its product is annotated as lazarillo protein-like. The record is from RefSeq and is a predicted model, not a curated record. The coding region runs from base 115 to 669 and encodes 184 amino acids. The transcript has 6 exons. NCBI's taxonomy places the organism in Eukaryota, Metazoa, Arthropoda, Insecta, Hemiptera, Cimicidae.
CAUUCGAUUAGAUAUUUAAACUGACAAAAAUUGUAUCUUGACGACGUGGUUAAUUAUUAUAAGUCUUCUUAACAAUUAACAACCAGUAGAUUUAUCCAAGAAAGUCUUCUCAACAUGGAUUUCAAAGGAAUUGUACUAGUUUUAACUGUGUUCUGCCUUUUGAGCUCAGUUCAUGCAGCAAAAUGUAGCCAAAAGAAACCAGCCGCAGCAAUCGAUUGGGGCCUUUUUAAAGGUGAAUGGUACCAGUACAAGUCAUUCGGAGACGGAUUCCACAGAACGUUUUCAAGAUGUUUGAAGGAUGUUUAUGUCACCAAGGAUGAUUCAUCAUCUUACAGGGAGCACUCAUACAUGACACGACUGUUACCUAUACAUUUUUCAUCAAAAAAUUUAAUCAAUGUCAUUUCCACGUCUACCUUCACUCUUAAAUCAAAUGGCUGGUUUUCUUCUGACGUGACUUUUACAUUACUUGAUGCAGACUACAGCAAUUAUGCCGUCCUUUGGUCAUGUAAAGAUGGCCUUUUCAAAACAUCAGAGUCAUCUUGGAUUUUGACCAAAAGUAGAGAGCCACAAUUCUCACUAGACACUCAACAGAAACUUGAAGCUUCACUGCAAAAAUUUGGACUUUCGUUAGCCCAAUACGGUGACGUUUCACAAAGUUCAUGCAAUUAAUACUACCAAUUCACUCACCUGAGUAUUAGUAUUUAUGUAUUAUGUUAUUUAAGUAUAUAUUUGUUUAAAAAUUGAUAGUACCAGAUAUAGUUUGAUGCUUACCUGCAGGAAGGUGAAAUAAUAAAUAUAAUUUAAUCACAAA